AUGUUUCAGCGUCUUCGCGAAGCUAUCGACUCUCGGAUUGCAGAGGAACAAGCCCGACAACGAUCUUCUCAAGACUCCCUUGCCCGCUCUAACUCCGCUCGCCGCCCGCCUGGUCGCAACCUGUCCCCGAGCAGGCGAACCACUCGUCCCCGGCGGAAUACUGGAACCCCCGUGCGAGGUCCUGACCCGAUAGAGUUUGAGCCAGAAUUUGCUAUUGGAGAUGACGACUCAUCUAGUAGGUCGGCCACACCGCGACCGGAGACCGCUACGGGCCCCGAGGCGACCGCAGAGGAAAACGCUGGAGAAGGUGGAGGCGCAACGGAGGGCGUGUCAAAUGGGAAGGGGAAUGCUACAGUUACAGAUGCUACUCAGCCCUCUUCAGAGCUCCCCCCUGACGUGAGAGCAAAGCUACGGAGGUUGAGCAAGCUGGAAACUCGUUAUCAGGGUAUAGUACAGCCUCGUCGUAGUUGUGGGCUAAGGGCGCUAAUUUUCUGGUACAAUUUAGAGCUCCUCAAAGCAUAUCGAGUCGCCCAUUCCCGCAUCCUAUCAAUCGAACCCUUCGAGGCUUCCUUACGCGAGAACACUCCUUUGACUUCAAUCAGCGAUCCCAAGGCCUUGACCGAAUACCUGAACCAGAUUUCACUCAAAGGGGAUAUGGUGCUGGAAGAGCUGAAGCGUGUAACAACUGACAGAGAUGAAUACAAGGGGAAAUUGGAACGGGCACAAGAGUCCGAGAAAGCUGCGUUAGAGGAAUUAAGAACCCUCAAGGAAGCUAGCAAACAAAACGCACGGUCAGAAGGUGGUGAAAAUAGCUCAUCACCCAAGGAAUCACUCAAGGAGGCCAAGCAGGAGAGUGAGGAAUUCUUCUCCUUUGACAAUGAAAUCCCGCGCUUGGAAUCAGAAUUGAAAGAGAAACAGGAAGAAAUUGACAGCCUGAAGACCCAAGCAGAAAACCUAAAGCGGGAUUUGUCGGUAGCACGUGAGUCGACUGAAGGCAUGGUGCUUAACCUGGAGUCCGCCACUCGAGAGCUCACGGAACUACGCGACUUCAAGGACAGGCAGGAAACGGACAUGGAGAAGCUGAAGGCCUUGAAGCAAGGCGAAAUCGACGACCUCAAGUCCAAGCUUGAAACAUCGGAGAAAGUCAUGGCUGACACCAGCACCGAAGUGGACAAGCUCAAGGCUGAGCUGAAGCUGAAAGCAGAUGAUAUCGAGCAGCUUCAGACUCAAACCGCCCAAGCCGGAGAUUCUGAUCAACAGGCGGAGCUGACUUUGAAACUAGAAGAGGCUAAACAAGAAAAAGAGGCGAACGAAAAGCGUCUUGGAGUGUUACAGGGCUUAGUGGACAACCUUAGAACCCAGCUCAAGGAUGCUCAGGAGACAAUGUCAAACUUGAAAUCGGAUGUGGAACAGAAGACGGAAGAUUUUGGCAGACUGAAGAAUAUUAUUGAUUUCCUUGACGGAAAUAUGAAGGACAAUUUGAAAUGGCAGCAAGCUAAGGACAAGGUGACGAGGGGCCAAACGGCCGAUUUUGAAGCGCUUCGACAGACCCUAGCUCCCUCUCAAAGUUUGGAGCCCGCAGACGAGACGGCGGAAGCAUCUAGCCAGCCUGUUAAUCUCCCAAGUAAUUCGGGAGGCGGAAAGAAAAAGAAGGGCAAAAAGAAGAAGGGUGGUAAAGGUGGAGAAGAGGCCAGUAACUCAGCAAGUACUACUGACAAUAAAACUGCACAACCGCCGUCAUCUCCCCCUCAAACUGAGCAAACAAGCACCCCUCUUAUUGAACUUGAGAAGAAGAUUGAAGAAUUGGCGCAGCAACUCAAGGAGAAGGAAGCAGCAAUCAACCGGCUUGAUUCUAAACUCAAGGGGGAGGAGGAGCUGAAGGAGGAGAUCGAGUCCCUUCGUGAUGAUCUUCUCAACAUUGGUCAAGAACAUGUCGCAGCAAAGGACAAGAUCAAGGAGCUUACCGCUGAAAAGACAGCUUUGGAAGGAACCAUUGCCAUAUUAGAGAAAGAGAUUACUGAUCUUCGUGAAAAUAAUGAGUCCAAGAAUGCAGACUCUGAAAAAGCUCACAACGAUCUCAAGGGCGAGUAUGAGGACCUCAAAGUUAAAUUCACCUCCCUUGAAACCGAGCUAUCUGCCGCGCAGCAGCUGGCAACCACGCGUUUUAAAGAUCUGACGGAUCUGCGAGAGACGCUCCAAAAGGUACAGCCUGAGCUCAAGAAGCUGCGAGCUGAAAGUGCAGAACUCAAGUCGACUAAAGAGGAUCUAACAAGCAAAACUGGCGAGUUGAGGACACUGGAGGGCCGACAUGAUGAUUUGCAGGCGGAGCUUAAGACCUUGAAGACCACUAUCUCUGACCGCGAGACCGAAGUCAAGACGCUUAACCAGAAGAUUAAGCAAGAAAUCGACAGUCGCCUGAAAGCCGAGGAGAACUUGACAAUUGCACAAUCUGACCUGCGGUACUCCGAGAGCCGGAAACAACAAGCCAUAGAGACUAAACAGAAGCUUUUGACCGACCUCUCCAAUGUCCAGGAUGAGCUGAAGACUGCCCGGGGCCGACUACGGGAGUACGAACAACAGACUACUCAGCUCAACAAGGAUCUCGAGGGCUUGCGAGAGGAAAUCCAGCUGAAGACAGCUCAACACGCAAGCGCACAAAGCCUGAUGAACAGCAUGCGCGACCAGGCUGCAGAGUUAGGUAUGCAGAUGAAGGAGGCCCGAGAACGCUGUGAGAGCUUGGAGGAGGAAUUGGCCGAUGCCCAUCGUCUCCUCAGCGAGCGCACGCGUGAAGGUGAAACCAUGCGACGUCUGCUCAACGAUAUCGAGGGCCGGGCCGAGGCAAAGACCCGCGAUUUCAAGGAGAGGAUGGAGGCGGCCAUCGAAGAGCGAGACCGCGCGGAGGAUGAAGCAAGUGCUCAGGGACGACGCCGGUCUCGAGAGUUAGAGGAGCUCAAGGCGAAAAUUCGCGAAAUCGAAAAGGCUUUGCGGAGCGCGCAGGAGGACAAGGAAGAAUUGGAGCAUUCGCAAAAGGACUGGAAGCGCAGACGCGAUCAACUCGAAGCACAAUCAGAAAGUGCCGCACAAGAGCUCAGCGACAUACAGCAGGCAAUGGCUCGAAUGCGCGAUGCCCUCGAUGAAAGCGAGAAGCAGGUCCGCGAUCUGGAGAAAGAAAAGGCUGAGCUGCGUCGUUCAGUGGAGGAAACCAAUGCUCGACUUGAGAAGGUGCGCAAGUCCAACAAGAUGCUGGACGAGGGCCGGUUUGCCGCCAACCCCCAGUCGUCGCGCUCGUCGAUUGACUCUGGUUCUCGGAGAGGAGUAACUCCUCCCAUGUCCAAGGACCGCAGCCCAUCGAUACAGAGAGGUGAAACCCCGACGGGCACCAUUGACUACAUCUACCUAAAGAAUGUGCUCCUCCAGUUCCUAGAACAAAGGGACAAGAAUUAUCAGAAGCAAUUGAUCCCUGUCCUGGGGAUGCUUCUGCAUUUCGACCGAACGGAUGAGCAAAAGUGGAUGGCAGCUAUAACCUCUAAAUAA
Aspergillus ochraceoroseus IBT 24754 is the source of this 3534-nucleotide messenger RNA. RefSeq names its product putative vesicle-mediated transport protein (Imh1). The coding region runs from base 1 to 3534 and encodes 1177 amino acids. NCBI's taxonomy places the organism in Eukaryota, Fungi, Ascomycota, Eurotiomycetes, Eurotiales, Aspergillaceae. The record is from RefSeq and is a predicted model, not a curated record. Gene Ontology annotation, cellular component: Golgi apparatus. The transcript has 3 exons.